Molecule: messenger RNA, 2403 nt
Organism: Temnothorax curvispinosus
Lineage: Eukaryota; Metazoa; Arthropoda; Insecta; Hymenoptera; Formicidae
Product: ethanolaminephosphotransferase 1-like
Exons: 8
Coding region: 1-1176 (391 amino acids)
Biological process (GO): phosphatidylethanolamine biosynthetic process
Cellular component (GO): endoplasmic reticulum membrane; Golgi apparatus
Molecular function (GO): ethanolaminephosphotransferase activity
Source: RefSeq, a predicted model, not a curated record
AUGUAUCGUAAGCUGAAGUUCGAGGUGGAGUACCUGACGGAGGAGCACCUCACGGGGUUCGAGAGCUACAAGUAUAGCUCCUUGGACACGAGUCCCCUGAGCGUGUACGUCAUGCAUCCUUUUUGGAACAAGUUGGUACAGUAUUGCCCGAAGUGGGUUGCCCCGAACGUACUAACUUUCUCAGGAUUCCUUUUUACCGUGCUAAACUUCGUGCUGUUUGCGAUUUACGACUACUACUUCUAUGCGUCCAGCGACGACAAGCCGGAUUACCCUCCGAUAUCACGAUGGGUCUUUGCCGUGGCUGCUUUUAACAUUUUUAUGGCAUAUACGCUUGAUGGGAUAGAUGGAAAGCAGGCGAGACGCACACAAACGUCCGGCCCCUUAGGGGAGCUGUUUGAUCAUGGUUUAGACAGUUGGAGUGCCAUGUUGAUCACGGUAGGCAUGUACUCGGUCUUCGGCAGAACGGAUCACAGCGUCUCGCCGUUGCGAAUGUACUUCAUACUAUGGAACGUAUUCAUUAAUUUCUAUCUGAGUCAUUGGGAAAAAUAUAACACGGGCGUGCUGUUUCUUCCCUGGGGAUACGAUGCUUCCAUGCUAGCAACUGUCAUUGUAUUUACACUUACCAGCAUAGGUGGACAUGAAGCCUGGAAAUUUGAAUUACCUGGUGGUAUAUCAGCUGGAAUUAUGUUCGAAAUGUUGUUCUACGUUAGUGCGCUUGUGUCCAAUUUACCGGUUGUUCUUUGGAACAUAUACAAAUCUUAUAGGGAUAAGACCGGCAAAAUGCGGACGUUUCCAGAGGCUAUUAGGCCCUUGGUGCCUUUAGUUUUAUUCUUCAUAAUUUCCACGGUCUGGAUAAUGCACUCUCCGAACAAUGUUCUAGAAAAGGAUCCGAGAAUAAUAUACUUUGCCAUCGGCACUAUUUUUUCUAAUAUAUGCUGUCGAUUAAUCGUAUCCCAAAUGAGUAAUACGAGAUGCGAGGUAUUACCAUGGAUACUAUUGCCAAUCGCAGUAGCCGCUGUUUUCUCGUUUAUCUUACCAAGCGUAGAUUUGGAAUUUAUGUAUUUAGUCUCCAUAGUGGCCUUGCUGGCGCACAUUCAUUACGGCACUUGUGUGGUACGUCAAAUGUGCCGGCACUUCCGUAUUCAGACGUUCUCCAUAAAAGAUCAUUCCGAAUGACUACUUGCCGACGAUGCAUGUUAAGAACGAAGAGACAAGUAUAUAAAAAAAAGAUCGAUAAAAACUGAACACGGAAAAGCAGGCAGGGAGAAGAGAUCUGACACACACACACACGGACUUUUAUUAGAAUUGAUCACGAGAAAUUAACUACCAUGACAAAACACUUAUCGAGUAAAUAAAGAAUUCUUAGAAUCACGUCCUUUUACGAGAACACCGCCGUUCGACGCGAAAUACGAUAGUAAUGCUGCUCGCAGAGAUUUGAUAGCGCUACUUUAUCCCACAUAUCUUGAAAAAAAAAAAAAAUAGUGUCUGCUGGAUCGCCUAUUUAUUUCUUACAUGCAAUAACAAAAUUGCCCGAAAUGUGUUUGACUAUCUUACUGUGAUAUACUUAUCCGCGUCACCGCUUUUAUCUCCAAGAGCAGCGGGUUCAUCCAUAAAACGUCCUCUCCGUCGUGGUAUUCCGCUGAGAUUAUGUAUAACAUGUGUGUACAAAUACUUUUUCUUUGAAUGCUGCCGAGCUCGUUGAGCAGUGAACCAAAAAUAUGCACCUCUUCGUUUUCGACAUGUAUCGUCCCUCGGACGUUAUUAAUCAAUGUACUAAUAACAAUUGUAUCUAUUUAUCUAUCUUUGUUUCUUUUCUCUUUCUUUUUAGUGUUUGGAAAAACUGUACAAAUUAUUGGCAAUUAUAUGUAUAUUUUUUUUUGAUUGUAGAACGUAUGUGUCGUAGUACUUCAAAUUGCAUUUAGCGCAUAAUGUGUACGUCAGGUAAGAAAGGAUCGAGUGUACGUUAUUGUUUAUGUAUCGAGUGUACGUUUGCUUUAAGAUAUGUGUACGAACAAUUGUAUGAUUUCCGUAACUCUUGCAAUGUAGAAUUCUGGCUACAAAUGGAAUGUUGCGGCAACAUUGAGUAAGCUAGUUUCUCUUUCCUCUGUUACUUUAACAAUCUCGUCUCUGUAGAUACAUCUCUGUACAUCAAAGUGAUAUGUUUUCCAAGCAUGUAUAAAAUAUACUGCGUUAAGCUAUGCUUAUCAAGACGAAAGAAACUUAGAUGGUAAAAGCGAAGAUGUUAGAGAAAGAAAGCGUUUCUUUCCUAUGUGGGUUUAAUAUUUAAUUUCAAACUUAUAUAUGUAAACUUUGUUGGACUAUAUACAUACGUAAUAUAUAUUACAGUGUAAUAUUGCGAGACGACCGCGAAAGAUAUCACGGAAUAAAAGAUAUUUUUACAAA